AUGUCACACGUUGAAGAAGCAAAAGGCGGCUGGCCUCACGAUUCGAUCGCGCAUCUAGCACCACAUGCGCCAAUUCAGGUAAGAAAAAAUUCUCCAUAGUUGUUUUCCUAACUUCAUGAUUUCUGAAAUAUCCUGCCCAUAGUAAAAAAAAUUGUGGAAAAAAACAAGCUUCCACUUCAAAAGUUCAGACAUCGACUUGUUUUUCAUGGAUGUUGUGUUUUUUUUUCGAAAAAAGAGAGAAUGCCCUCGUUUUUUUUAUUUUUAGCUUCAUUCUAUUUUUCAAAUAAUUUUUUGAGAAUAGUGCACACUUUGCAAAAAAUGCUCUUUUGUUUUCCAUACAUCUAUCCAGACUUGUACUUGACUUAGAUGUUUUUUCUAGAAAAAAAGUGGGUACGGUGGGGAAUGAGAACAAAUGAAAUAAGAGAAUAGAAUCCCUUCUUGUUUGGUCAGAAAUACUGAAAAAAUGUAGUCAAUUUUUGAAAUCAAGCACUGUUUUGAAGUUACGAUAAAACCAUUCUCUAUAAGUUCUACUUCACCUUGCCAUAAAACAAUAUUAAAAAUUUUAGGUACAACCCGAUAGCUCACAGGGAGCAUUUCAUGUGAUGCAACAAGGAACGUGGCGACUUCCAGUUCCAGCACAAUUCGGAAACAUUGUCAAUAAGCCACCAUUAUUUGGGUAGGUUUUUUUUUUUGAAAAAACCAUUUUUAAUUUAACCCAUAAAAGGGAAAUUAAUGAGAAACCGUUAUUUUUUGUAGGUCAGAAUGGCGAGCGCCAGCUGACUGGGGAGCCAACAACAAUAAAUUAGGCGAAUGGGACAAAUGGUCAACGAACACUGAAAUCGCACGACCGCUCGCCACAUUUGGCAAUUCGUCAUUAACUGCGUCAAUAAUGACAGGACAGUCUGAUGCUGCGAGUGUUGUUGUCAAAGCAGAUGAGACGACACAAAUUCAUCCGAACACUGAAUAUGUUAGUCCAAAAGAGGUUAGUGUUUUGUUUCAUAAUUAAUCUUGUCUACUGAAUUUUUAAAUACAAUACAUAAUAAAUUACAUUUUUUCCUAUUUUCAAUUCUCUUUUUUACAGGAUGAACGAAAAUCCAGUGAACACACAAAUUCAUAUGAUGUAUCAGCUUCACAAUCACCUAGCAAUCACGAUGAGGAACAACAGACUGCUGAAAAAGAUGAAUCACUGAAAAUGGAUGAAGGAGAGGUAGAGCCGGAGGAAGAAGAAGUGGAACAUAAGAAGAAACCAUCAUCGAGUAUGGAAGAUUCACAACUUCUUUUGAAUUUUUCAUUUGGUAACUCAAAGACAUCAGAUGCUAAAGAAACCACAUCUGAUUUGGCGACAAAAUUUCCAUUGAUGGGAUUUUUACACAGUGGAACUAGCGCUUUUUCGAAUAUUGAGCCAAGUAUUUUGAAACCUAGUUCACCAAAACCUGCUGAAGCUGCCACACCUGCACCACCGACAACAUCUUCAUCAUCAUUUUGUAGACCACCAGGUCUUGGACCUGUCAAUAUCCCGCCACCCACUAAUGGUCAAGCUGCACCUUUAGUUUGCCCAAUUUGUGGGUUUUCGUGCCCAUCAAAGUUCCAUUAUAACAGUCAUAUGAAUACACACGGUGAUCAUCAAUGUAAUAUGUGUGAUUAUACUAGUCGAACGGAAGGUAGAUUAAAGAAACAUAUGCGGGAAUCACACACUGUUGAAGAACAAUUGAAAGCUGGCAUGGAAAUUGAACCAAAAGUAGAGAGCUCAAGAUCUUCUGGUUCGCCAAUGACACCGGAGAAGGAAUCAGAGAACUCGAAUUCAUUCAUGUUGAACUUGACCACUACAAUGGCCUCAAUUCUUGACUCAACAGCUUCAGCAUUAGCAGCAUCAAUGGCUUCCACAGAGGUAUGUAUUUUAUAUUUUUCUCAUCAGAAUUCAGAACAAAAAUUCAAAAAAAUCUUAUAUUUUUUCUUUAGAUGCCUUCAUCUCUCCCAACUGGCUUGAAAUUGGACAUCAACAACACACCAAGUCUUAUCAGUUCCUUGACCAGCGGUGCACUGACUUCAUCAGCUCUUGAUCAAAUCAGAGCGUUUACUGAAAAUUCCAAUCUCAUCCCAGAUGGCGGACUAACUCUUGCCUCGGCUUUGGGUGCGGUUUCACAGGCAAUGGCUGCUGAACCAAAAACACCAGAGAAGCAUUCACAUGGUGGUGAAACACGAAGAAGUAGCAGUGGAAAAGUUAAAAUCUUGAAGUGUAAGCAAUGUGGACAUCAAAGUUUAUCAAAAGAUGAUCAAUGGCUUCACGCUCGAUCACAUAUUCCAAAUGAGAAACAACUCAAUUGUCAACACUGUAAUUUUGUAACCGAAUACAAACAUCACUUGGUAUGUUUAUUAACAUUCUCAUUAAUUUGCAUUUUCCAUUUCUUAUCAUUGUUUUAUAGGAGUAUCACUACCGUAAUCAUCUGGGCAGCAAACCGUUCCAAUGCAAAAAAUGUGCUUAUACUUGUGUCAACAAAUCGAUGCUCAAUUCGCAUAUGAAAAGUCAUACGAAUCAUUAUCAAUUCAGAUGUAUGGAUUGCACAUAUGCAACCAAAUAUUGUCAUAGCCUCAAACUUCACUUGAAAAAGUAUAAUCAUCGAAGAGUUCCUGAUGGUAUUGAAAUGAAUGGUGGAGACUCUUCACCAACAUUGAGUAACUCAGACACUAUUCAAUCUUAUCCAUCAUUAACAAAUUUGGCAAAUCCAUCAAGUCAAGAAAAGAAAACAAGUGAACAACAACCAGCUACCACAGUUGUUACGCAACCACAACAAUUCAAUUUUGCCCCAAUGGUUACUAGUCAAAGUCUUAAUUAUGCUAGUCAAAUGCUUUUAAAACAUCAUCAAAUGGAUGGUGGAUUGAAUCCUCUUCUUCUUCAAAAUCUUAACACAUUAACUGCUCCAGCUUCGAUUCCAUUAAAAUGUCCGAUGUGUGAAGUGCAAUGUUCAUCUCAAGAUGAGCAAAUGCGACACAAUAUGAGUCAUUUUAUGAAUUCAUCAGUGCCAACAACUCUUGCAUCGUUGUAUAAUAAUAUCUCAGCUCUUGGAGGUUUACCAUCAGCUGCGAAUACAAAUGAAACUGAAACAUCUAUGGAAGUUGAUGAUACUACAGAUGAACCAGAUAAUUAUGAAGGAAGUCGGCACGAAGAUGAAGAAAUGGAUCAAUUGAGCGACUGUGCACAUGCGAGUCCAACCAGCAUAAAGAGUGAGUAAUAGUUUUUCAAACAAUUUUUCAAGUAAACUUACAUCUUUGUUUUUUUCAAACCAUAACAAUUAAAUCAUUUUUAAAAUUCAAUUUCUGUAAUUUUCAGCCUCGUCGGUAUCUUGCGAUGAAGAAAUAAUCAAAGAAAAAUCACCAACAUCCAGUUCGGCUAGCAUUGCAGAUAAAGAAGACACUGAAACUCACGUUGAAUCGUCUGUUUCUCCACCAUCAGAGCAGAAUAGUGAAUCAUCAUCGUCUCAAAUCCGCCUCCCAAUUUCAAUGUCAUCCGAAGCGCCAUUAAUGAUAAAUACAUCUGAGUCUGGAUCGUUGAACAACUUGUUGCAACAAGCCUGUCUUGCGAUCAACGCUUUGCAGGCAAAACAACGCGAAUCGAAUUUUAAUAAUUUUACUUGCCCGCAUUGUAAAAUGGGAUAUCACGUAAGUUUUUUUGAAAAAUUCAAAUUUGAAUCGAUUAUCAAUACGAUGAUUUUUUUCAGAAUCAAGCAUUGUACAAUAUUCAUAUGUCACAUCACUGCUAUGAACAUCCUUUCAAGUGUAGUCGAUGUGAUUUCACUGGCACCGACUCAUUGAAUUUUAAUAUUCAUUUGCUACAAAGUUCCCACGAUACCAGCUCCAAUGCCAAUUGA
Caenorhabditis angaria is the source of this 3866-nucleotide messenger RNA. The record is from the annotation of a GenBank genome assembly. Lineage: Eukaryota; Metazoa; Nematoda; Chromadorea; Rhabditida; Rhabditidae.